AUGCAAGGGCUUUCCACCGAACAUCACAGAGGCACAUGGGUGAGGAGUGCGAUGGAAAACGUAGUUUGGGCAGAGUCUAGGGUUUGUAAUUUGAUGAGGGUUUGGGUAGCUCCACCUGGUGCGAGUCAUGGGCAACAGUGGGUGAUGGGUGAUGGGUGGUGGGGUCCUCUGUUGCAUGACUAA
Messenger RNA from Sphenostylis stenocarpa, 183 nucleotides. NCBI's taxonomy places the organism in Eukaryota, Viridiplantae, Streptophyta, Magnoliopsida, Fabales, Fabaceae. The record is from the annotation of a GenBank genome assembly.